AUGCCCUGCGGGUCAGCGCUUCAGCCCUUGACACACAUUUCCACACUGCUACCCACGAGCCUGUCAGUCGACUCCGAGUCAUACUUCCAAAAAGCGCUUGUGAUGCUCCUUCGUCAACAGACUAUUAAAAGCCUUCAAGGCAAGUGUCCGGUCCACAAUUACUGCACGCUAUCAUCAUUCCUUCUGGUGUCAGCUCCAGUCAUGCCUUCUCAAUCUCAGAAUCACGCUCGCGCUAGCCCUAAGAAGAAGACAAAGCGUAAAGCUAUCGACUCCGAUGGGCAGCGUGUUUCAACAAAGAGAACGCGGGCUGGGGCUGAGGCACCCCUUGUGUUGCAGCCGACUCCUGAUGUCGCCAACUCUCAGGCUGUGCCCCCUCGACGUUCCGGACGUCAUGGUGCAGGACAAGGAGGCAGAGCCAGUCAACUAGAGAUAAUCGGUAAUCUCUUGGGUGCCUCGACACGAACCAGUCGACCCAAAGGCUCCACCUCUCUUGACUCGGAUGUUCCUAACAACCCGCUUGCUCCGGAGCCGCCUCGUAAGGGUUGUGGAAGCCACUCAAAGAUGACGGAUUCUGCAGCUUCUGGACCUCAGGCCCAAAAAACAAAGGCAACGAAGAAUGCUGCUCCCCCUGCCUUAGAUUUUGAGGCCCCGAACCUCCAGCCCAGGCUUGUGCACCACGAAGCGGGCGCGCGAUUUGGAUUUGCUCAGCAUAUCGUUCCCCCUGGCACAGAGCCUGACCUUCAAGCACUUAACAAUUCUUAUGUGGCUGCGGCCAGGGAGAAGCAGACUUCUUCAGCGACUUUAGGUACCACUGGACAUCUUCCCAUUGCUGUCGUCACCUCUGAAAACCAGCAUUCGGUGGUACCUUCAAAUCGCACAUUACCUGCACAUCAAUCCGAUGCUGACUCAGACUUGUAUCAGAACCUCGACCCUGCCCUUCGACCAGUCAAUGAUGAACGUUUCGAUCAGUAUGAACCGCAAGACACAAGAUCCGACAGUUCGGGAACAUCUAGUGAAGGCGGUGAUGGAAGUGCUAGCGAUGAAGAGGCAGAUCACACAGACGACAAUGUUGGCUGGGGGGCAGCACAUGGGCGCAUGACUGCACAUCCUGGAUUCUCGAAGGAAGAUUUACCAUCCCAACCCCGCGUUGCCCUCGCGCUUCCAACCAACUUCGAAUUUCAACAUUCCCGCGAUGAAGGUGACAAUGAUGCGGAGAGAUCUUUGGUAGCAAAUAAUAGCUCCAGCGAUGAUGAUACUGUGACCCAGCCGGAUGAUCCCCAACCAGAUGACGUGUUACAACUUCACCACAAGAAAAAUGGACGCCCUCGCCCUCGCCUUCCUGAUCCUCAAUUUCUCGAACUCUUACAUCACGCCGAGACAAAGAAACCCAACCACAAGUCAAGCAACACACAAGCCAAGACUGCAUUGGCGAAAUCUGACGAACCAGGCGAAGGACCUAAAGCUACUCAACUGGGCUGGUAUGGUCCUCGUUGGAAGAGCUUCCUCGAGGAUACGAAGGGCGAGUGCCGCGUCCAACACGCGAUCGAGAACCCAUUCCCGAAGCUGGUCAAAGACUUGACAGGUUCUGUCAACGAGGUACUCAUGGCCUCACUUGUCGAAUGGCUCGAAAGUGGUCAGCACGUCGAAGAGGGUAUCUGGCCUGAUCACAAGCACGAUAUGGCCAAGCUGCUGUAUGAGGAUUUAUCAACCUGGCGCUCAGACCUCAAGAAGAUUGUGAUUAACAUUGUGCCUUCUAUGUACAAUCUUAUCCCCCCACCCCACAUCCCCCCCCAACAACGUGCCGCCUGGGUCACAGCUGCCGCUGGGGAGUUGCUGGAGGAUGCUAAGUUUCUGCGCAAUGGUCUAGAUGACCUCGGCAAAACCCAAAACGCCGCUCAUCCCGCGCUUCGCGAGGCCGUUAUUUCUUUCUUUUACACAUCAUCUUACCGUGUCGCUCGCAGGAGGCCUGAAAUCUUCCGGACACAGUUACCACUCGAGUGCUUGGCAUUAGUUUGCACCGCGGUUAAUUGUGUCCUGGACGGCCUUGCUAAGAACGGCAGCGGAAAAUCAUUUCCGAAGUUUACCGCGAAGGAAUACGGGCGGAAUCCUACAAGGUGGAUGGCGGCUUCAAUGAUGCUGCGAAGCAUUCGCAUUUGAAAUUUGUCCUUGAUUGAGGUCUUAGCGCUAUUCCCCCGCACUGAUUCUAUCUCGAGCAUCAUUCCCGCUAGUGUACAAUGUAUCGCGUUUUCCGCCGCCGUGUUUGCUAUCUGAUUGAAUACCAUC
Suillus clintonianus is the source of this 2283-nucleotide messenger RNA. RefSeq lists its product as uncharacterized. The transcript is spliced from 8 exons. NCBI's taxonomy places the organism in Eukaryota, Fungi, Basidiomycota, Agaricomycetes, Boletales, Suillaceae. The record is from RefSeq and is a predicted model, not a curated record. The coding region runs from base 1 to 2157 and encodes 718 amino acids.